Molecule: messenger RNA, 753 nt
Organism: Tauraco erythrolophus (red-crested turaco)
Lineage: Eukaryota; Metazoa; Chordata; Aves; Musophagiformes; Musophagidae
Source: RefSeq, a predicted model, not a curated record
AUGAGAUUAUCGUUUAUCGUGUUUUCCACCCAAGCACACGUCAUUCUGCCAUUAACUGGAGACAGAGAGAAAAUCAAGAAAGGUCUUAAGGACUUGGAGGAGGUAAAACCAGCAGGUGACACAUACAUACAUGAAGGAUUAAAACAGGCCAACGUGCAAAUUGCGAAGCAAGGAGCCGCAAGGUUUUCCAGUAUCAUCAUCGCGUUGACAGAUGGCAAGCUGGAUGGUCAGAUUCCCUUGUAUGCAGAGAAAGAGGCAAAGAAAUCCAGAGAGCUGGGAGCUAGAGUUUACUGCGUUGGCGUCCUCGAUUUUGUACAAGAACAGCUUGAAAAAAUUGCUGACACGAAAGAGCAAGUUUUCCCUGUCACUGGAGGAUUCCAAGCGCUUAAGGGGAUAAUCAAUUCUGUUUUGAAGCAAUCUUGCACCGAGAUUUUGUAUUUGGAGCCAUCCAGUGUCUGUGUGGGAGAGGAGUUUCAAGUUGUUCUUAGAGGAAGUGGUUUAACCCUCGGUGGGAAAACUGAUGGUGUUACUUGUACCUAUCAAGUGAACGGAACUACAAUUCAUGAAAAACCGAAAACUGUGGAAUCUGAUUUUUUACUCUGCCCUGCACCAAUCCUGUACCGAAGUGGCCAGUAAGUACUCGAAACAAGCGUCACCCUGUCUCAAGGAAUAACAAAACCAAAAAACCCAACAAAUUCAAGCAUCAGCCUGACUGCAAGUGAAGCCUUGCUGGCAGUUACCUUGAAUUUAUGA